Molecule: messenger RNA, 1053 nt
Organism: Schizophyllum commune H4-8
Lineage: Eukaryota; Fungi; Basidiomycota; Agaricomycetes; Agaricales; Schizophyllaceae
Exons: 8
Coding region: 1-1053 (350 amino acids)
Source: RefSeq, a predicted model, not a curated record
AUGAUCACCACAAUCACUAUGUUUGCCCUGUCCUGUGCAUGCCUGCUGCUCGACGCCCUCAACACUAUGAGUCUCCUCGAAGGAGUCCUCCUCGAAACGCGGGGCGAGGUCCAACACCCAGUUGCAUGGAUUAGCAGGCAGAGCGCGAACGACCGUGCAUUUGCUCAGGCUGCGAUAUUCGCCUUUGAACUCAUAAUCAGCGAUGGUGUCGUGGUGUGGCGCGGUGCGGCGUUGUGGGGUUACAACUGGAGAUGCUCGACAAUCAUGCUCCUCCCACUUUUUGGGGACUUAGCUCAAGCCGUUUAUGUGUAUUUCCUGGCGUGCGAAGGUCAAUCGAAAUGGUUAUACAUCGACGGGAUGCAGGCUAAACAUUGCCAUGACUCGCAGCGCGCGAUGUAUUUUUUCUCCUUCUCGACCAACCUGCUCGCAACUGGCUUCAUAAUCGCGAUGGCUUGGCAGCAUCGCGGGGCGUUCGAAGUGCGGAAGGCGACUCUCUCUGGCUCUGGCAGACCCCGACGCACGGCUGCGCAGAAGGUCAUGUUACUGCUCAUUGAAUCUGGCUUCGUAUACCUGAUCAUGGGGGCGGCCUCCGGAUUUACUUUCUUCCUCGUCGUACAGGACUUAUCCUCGCCUGGGUAUUUUGUGACGACUGUCUUCGUCUCGCUCAGGUAUCAGAUCGUGGGUCUAUAUCCGACGACAGUCAUCUACCUUGUUCAGCGCGAGCAAACGAACUGGUGCAUACCCGCGACCGACGAAUCGCUCCACUUCAAGGGCAUUACACAAGAAGAUACGACCGUCUGUCCCACGACGCGCAGCUACAAUCUGACCGUAAACAAAUGCGACAACGAAGCGGGCCCAGAUGCCAUUGCAAUCAAUAUAUCAACGGGUAGCAGUUCAGGAAACGCGUCCGGAUGCAACCCUGUCUCUACCAGGCCGCCACUUGUGAGCGAUCUCCACUGCGAACCAAACACGGUGCACGUGGUGGCAACGAAUGGAAGCUCAGAAAGUAUGACCAACGCAGCGCUGAGCGUUUCCGGGGACUGUCUUGUAUAA